AUGGCCGAAGUCGCCGCCUCCGCAAACAGCAACCAACAGGUUCCGCUGGACACGAUUCCCAUCUCGCCUACCGACAACUCUGGAGAGGGCGAACAGUCCAGCAGCAAUGCAGCAAAUGAGGGCGAGAUCCGCACUGUCUUCCAUGACCCCGAGAACUUCAACGUCAAGCACCCGCUCAUGAACACAUGGACACUGUGGUUCACUAAGCCCCCGAGUGGCAAGGGCGACAACUGGGCCGAACUGCUCAAGGAGGUUAUCUCGUUUGACUCGGUCGAGGAGUUCUGGGGCAUCUACAACAAUAUUACUCCAACAUCCGACCUGGCACUCAAGUCCGAUUACCAUCUCUUCAAGAAGGGCGUACGUCCCGAGUGGGAAGACUCACAAAACAAGCACGGUGGCAAAUGGGCUUUCCAGUUCAAGGACAAGAAGGCAAUCAACAUUGAUGCGCUCUGGCUGCACGUCAUGCUGGCCGCCAUUGGCGAGAACCUUGAGGAUGAGGACGACAACGAAGUCAUGGGUGUUGUCGUCAACGUUAGGCGAGGUUUCUACCGUAUCGGUCUCUGGACACGCUCAGUCGGCCGUGCUAUCCCCGGCGAUGGAGGCAAGGGAAGGACCCAAGAGCAGGGCAAGGAGGUCCUUCUCAAGAUUGGCAGGCGAUUCAAGCAGGCGCUACAGCUCAAGGAUAACGAUGUUGUCGAAUUCUCUGGACACACCGAUGCUGCUCACGCCGGUAGCACUCGCGCAAAAGCCAAGUUCAGCGUCUAA
Molecule: messenger RNA, 765 nt
Organism: Bipolaris zeicola 26-R-13
Lineage: Eukaryota; Fungi; Ascomycota; Dothideomycetes; Pleosporales; Pleosporaceae
Exons: 3
Coding region: 1-765 (254 amino acids)
Biological process (GO): translational initiation
Cellular component (GO): eukaryotic translation initiation factor 4F complex; cytoplasm
Molecular function (GO): RNA 7-methylguanosine cap binding; translation initiation factor activity
Source: RefSeq, a predicted model, not a curated record